UAGCCAAUGAGUGCCGUGAUUUAUUUUUGUAUUUUAUUUUUUACUGACAGCCUUGAUGUACGAUUUUAGGUGGAGAUCAAGGAGAUGAGUUCAAAGAUUUGGCACUUUGAAGUUCCACCUAGACUGUAUUUGGAAUGUUUCCCUGAGUUGGCGCUCAUCCCUUUCAAUUGAAAGCACUGUAAUGGGCCACUAGAUGGCGCCACAAGGUCACAACCCUCAGUCUGAGUCGCUGAUUCAUCAUUUCAGAGGAUGUGCUUUCGAGUGGCUUUAAAUAGGUUUGGCCUUGCCAUCUCGUGCCUUCUGUUCUUCCGCUCCCACAGAUGGACAUAUAAGGUUCGGUGACCAUGUGUGAUUCAGAGCUAGAAUACUCCCCAUGCAGUCCUACACCAAUCUGUCCGACACGACUUGGCUUUUUCAGCUUUUCAUUCACCGUGCCAAUUGUAAAUGAGUAUAGGUGUUAUGUACUUGUGUGGGUUAGUUUUUUUGUGUGCGCGUGUGUGUGAGUGUGUAGCGGCGGCGGUGGGAACGGCAGCCAAGAUGGCGGCGCUGAAAGAGGAGCGGAGCUACGGGCUGUCCUGUGGAAGAGUAAGCAACGGCAGCAAUGUCUCCGUUUUCCACGUCAAACUCACUGACAGCGCGCUGAGAGCCUUCGAGGGUUACCGCGGCGGCAAGGUCCUGUCAUCACAACCAUUGAUCACAUUUAAUGGAAACCAAGGGAAAAUUUCAAUACCACGGUCGGAAAAUUCCAAUGAACUGCACACGUUUACUUUCUACCUGUCCAACGUGGGCAGAGACAACCCGCAGGGCAGCUUUGACUGCAUCCAGCAGUACAUCACCAGCGAGGGUAGCAUUCAGCUGGACUGCUUGGGUGCCAUCCAAGACAAGAUUACUGUAUGUGCCACAGACGACUCUUACCAGAAGGCUCGAGAAAGCAUGGCCCAGGUCGAGGAAGAGACGCGCAGCAGGGGCGCCAUUGUCAUCAAGCCCGGCGGCAGAUUUGUCGGCAAAAGGGUUCAGAUCCGGAAACCGGCAUCGGCCCUGUCCGACGUGGCCCCCUCGCGCAGGACCUCUCGGCCCGUCAUCAUCUCCAGCAGCGCGGUCAAGAAAGCGAGCGCUCAGCACAGGCCGCUCCGAGAGCGCCUGGUGCACCUGCUGGCCCUCAAGCCUUACAAGAAGCCCGAGCUGCUCCUGAGGUUGCAGAAAGACGGCCUCUUGCAGUCUGACAAAGACUCCCUGGACAGCCACCUGCAACAGGUGGCAAACUUGAAUGGGAAAGAUAAUACCCUCACAUUGAAAGACUGCUUAUAUAAGGAAGUUCAUAAAGACUGGCCCGGAUACACGGAAGGAGACCAGCAGCUUCUUAAGAGAAUCUUGUUCAGGAAACAGUGCCAGUCUCAGAACAAUGCAGCUCCUCCACCAGAGAGCCCGCCCAAGGAUUUAGCCAGCAGCUCACCGUCACAGAAACGUCCUGCUGUAGACUUCAUCGACCCCUUGGCCAAUAAGAAGCCGAGGAUAUCGCACCUUGCCAGCAAAGCUGCACCAAGUCCUAACAAUGGCAAGGUCAGCUCAUCCAACGGCAAAGCGGAGGCGGGCGGCGCGCAGGCAGGACUCGGCGCUCACCUGUCAGACAGCGCCCUGACAUCCAGCUCCCAGCCCCUCGCCAUGCUGGAUAUCCCCCGACCGUUUGAAGCGCUAUCAGACGUCAGCAACGACUCGAACCACAACGGCAGAGACUGCGACGCCCAGGAAACAACAGCUGAGAGGCUUUCCCAAGCGCCUUCGCUUCCUCCAGGCACGACCGCGCGCCCCGCCAGCGCGUCCCCAACUCCGCUUCCGCGUGACCGGAGUCCGCCAGCCGCCACCGGUAGCAAAAAGCCCAAGAAGAAAUCCAAGAAGCAUAAAGACAAGGACAAGAAAGAUAAGGGGAAAGCCAAAGGCCAAGAGGAGAAGGAGAGGAAAAGUCCACACUCUGUGGCUGAGCCUGUUAGGACCUGUGAGAUGAGCCCAGAAAACCUCAAAAGCAACAGUAUUCCACUCAAAAGCACAACUCUGAACGGGAUGUGCAACAGUGCCAGUAUUUCAUCGUCAUCGGAGGUGGCCGACUACUUAUUGAAGUACACGGUGAUCACGUCUCCAGAGCAGCGUCAGAGGUAUAAAAACGACUUCAACUCGGAGUACAGCGAGUACCGCGGUCUGCACGCUCGCAUCGAAAGCAUCACCAGGCACUUCUCCGAGCUGGACAACGAGCUGAAGAAGUUGCAACAAGGCACAGAGAAGUACAAGACAAUCCACAAUCAGAUACUCCAAGAGUAUCAUAACAUUAAAAAGAUCAAUCCCCAUUAUAGCCAAGAGAAGAACCGCUGUGAAUAUCUGCACAACAAACUGGCACAUAUCAAAAGAGUCAUCGGCGAGUACGAUCAACAGCAACUCUGAAA
Molecule: messenger RNA, 2435 nt
Organism: Hippocampus comes (tiger tail seahorse)
Lineage: Eukaryota; Metazoa; Chordata; Actinopteri; Syngnathiformes; Syngnathidae
Gene: ell
Product: elongation factor RNA polymerase II
Exons: 13
Coding region: 445-2433 (662 amino acids)
Biological process (GO): positive regulation of transcription elongation by RNA polymerase II; snRNA transcription by RNA polymerase II; transcription elongation by RNA polymerase II
Cellular component (GO): transcription elongation factor complex
Molecular function (GO): cis-regulatory region sequence-specific DNA binding
Source: RefSeq, a predicted model, not a curated record